AUGACAUCCCGAGGUGAAUUUAACAAGAACAAUUCAACUGUAAGAUUUUCUCAAUAUUCUUCAUCAAAUAGUGAUCAAGAAAGAGUAACGGUGCUUAAUUCUGCAUUAGCCAAUGAUCAAAUGAAGAUUACAGUUAGACAUGAUGAUAACAUUGUUAACCACCACCCUCCUCCACUACCGCCCAUCUCCGCCCACCCUCCUCCUCCACCACCGCCUAUCAUCGCCCACCCUCCUCCACCACCACCGCCUAUCAUCGCCCACCCUCCUCCACCACCUGUUUAUAUCAACUUGUCCAGUGGGUUACCUUCCGGUAGAAGAAGCCAUUGCUUAUAUGCCAAAAGCACCAUCUUUUUCACCUGUCCUUCAAAAUUUAACUUUCCAUCAUGUUGA
This is a messenger RNA of Lactuca virosa, 390 nucleotides long. The record is from the annotation of a GenBank genome assembly. Lineage: Eukaryota; Viridiplantae; Streptophyta; Magnoliopsida; Asterales; Asteraceae.